This is a messenger RNA of Oncorhynchus keta (chum salmon), 404 nucleotides long. Its product is annotated as piezo-type mechanosensitive ion channel component 2-like. Gene Ontology annotation, molecular function: mechanosensitive monoatomic ion channel activity; monoatomic cation channel activity. The transcript has 4 exons. The record is from RefSeq and is a predicted model, not a curated record. Gene Ontology annotation, cellular component: plasma membrane. Gene Ontology annotation, biological process: cellular response to mechanical stimulus; regulation of membrane potential; detection of mechanical stimulus. The annotation marks the transcript as partial. Lineage: Eukaryota; Metazoa; Chordata; Actinopteri; Salmoniformes; Salmonidae.
AUGGCCAAGAACCCGACUCUGGGAGCGAAGGCUGAGUUUUCUACAGGGAAGAAGGUGAUGUUUCUGGAUGAUAAGACCAAGCUGGAGCUAUUCCUUCUGCUCAAUGGGACGAGAAAAGACGGAGUGGUGAUAAAACAUGGCUUCCAACGGUAUCUCCGAGCCCCGACUGACUCUGAGGCCAAACCCAUAGAGCAGCUGUCUACGGAGGAAGUAUCCAUCACUUUGGCAUUAGAGCGUUUACAUAAUGACUCGGAGGGGGUCCAGGAGUGGUGGAUCGUGAACCAGACGAGUCCGGGAAACAUCAACGUUCGUAGCCCCAAGAAUCUGUACAACGCUGGGCUGGAGCUCUAUGUCUUCAGCGAUCAGGUCAGCCCUCCUAGUCUGGGCUUUCUGGCUGGAUACGG